AUGAGCUUAUUCCGAAUGCUCGAUCUCCGAAGCGGCAGCAUCACCAUUGACGGCAUCGACAUUACCAGAAUUCCACGGGAGGAAAUUCGCGCACGCCUCAAUGGCGUCUCUCAGAGUUCUCUCUUGCUCAAGGGAAGCGUGCGGUUCAACGCCAACCCGAUAGGCACAGACACCAUCUCAGACCGAGCAAUCGUUGACGCAUUGAGAACUGUCAAUUUGCACACAAAAGUUCUCGAGGGCGGCGGUCUAGACGCAGACAUAGACGGAAUACACCUAUCCCACGGCCAGAGACAGCUCUUUUGUCUGGCCCGGGCAAUUCUCCGCCCCGGUAAUAUUCUUGUCCUUGAUGAAGCCAUGAGCAAGUAUGUCCCCAAUCCUUCACCCCUGAAACUCGAACCCUCAGCAUCCGGCUCUCGCUCAGAAGCUAACAGCAGCAACAGUGUCGAUACGAGAACAGACGAACUAAUGCAGCGCGUAAUCCGCGAGAAAUUCAGCUCUCACACUGUGCUCACUGUAGCCCACAAACUCGAGUCCAUCCUCGACUACGACAAGGUCGUCGUCCUCGAGGAAGGACGGAUCAUCGAGACCGGAGUCCCAUAUGACCUGUUAUCCCAGGAUGGGUCUCAUUUCCGAAGACUCUACUAUGCUGGGUCCAACCCCGACUCCGGUUCGGGUUUCGGCCUUGGAUACAGCAAGUAUGAGAAGUAUGAGAGUCAUGAUGAUCAGAUUGAGGAGAUUAGAUAG
Messenger RNA from Aspergillus calidoustus, 744 nucleotides. The record is from the annotation of a GenBank genome assembly. Lineage: Eukaryota; Fungi; Ascomycota; Eurotiomycetes; Eurotiales; Aspergillaceae.